Ixodes scapularis (black-legged tick) is the source of this 3410-nucleotide messenger RNA. RefSeq names its product ras-related and estrogen-regulated growth inhibitor. Gene Ontology annotation, molecular function: GTP binding; GTPase activity. The coding region runs from base 975 to 1649 and encodes 224 amino acids. The record is from RefSeq and is a predicted model, not a curated record. NCBI's taxonomy places the organism in Eukaryota, Metazoa, Arthropoda, Arachnida, Ixodida, Ixodidae. The transcript has 4 exons.
CCUCAUCGUCUCUCCAACUCCCCGCGCUCCGCCUCACUCCAUUCUCCUUCGGCACGAGCCAACCACUCGCUACUCUAACGUUGCGCCGGGAACGCGCGCUCUCCUUUCAAGCGUCUGCGUCUUGCCAGUCCCACGGGUUGAACUGUACCCCUCGUACCUGAGGACAUAGAGUUUACCUUAGGUCCUCGCAAGUUGGCCGACAACCAACGUAAUCAUAUUUAAGCUUCUCGUAUCGGCGUUCAUCCUUCAAGAGCUCCGAAGAUUCCGACGUGGUUAUCAUCCUGCGUCUUCGAGACACGACACGUCUUCGAUCUGUGGUUCUUGAGGACAUCGUGCACAACGCUGCUACCAAGGACUGGCUGGGACAAGGAUCAUCGGGUUGGAUUCAACUCUGCUCUGAUUUCUUCGAAGCACCAGGAAGGCACUGCCGGGGCGCACGCAACCAGACGUCAGUCAUCCGGUUUUGUCAUCUACUAUUCUGGCUUUCUUCAUGUCGUUCUGUACGGGACUGAUGUGGAAGUCGGAGGUGAGCUGAACGAAGAUCGUCUUUGGGUGCAAAACCUGUGCCCGGCGCGCUCAGCGGGGUUUCACUCGGUGACCUUGAAAGAAGCUGUUUUGAAGAUCGAUACUCAAGCUCCUGGAAUAAGUGUGAUCGCGUGCCAGUCUCUCACCAGCUGCCUCAGGUCUCGUGGUACCCCGCAGCUGGCUCUAGUCUGCACUGUUCAGUGUUGACAGCCUCUUUGCAAAGUCAUGUUAAAGGACCUGGUGUGAACGGACGCACCUAAUCAAGCUUCGUGUUUUAGAAGCAGCUCUGGAGAAGGCACCAACUCUGGUCGCUGAGCGAAGUUCGCCCUUGGAUACCUGAAGACAUUGUCGGAAAAAUAUUGACACGUCAAAACAAAUAAUCAUUUCUGCUUCGGUAUCUUUGUCUUCAAGCUUCAGCUCUUCAAGCGCUGUCCACCGGAUCCGUUCCGAUGAUAAUGAAAAUGACUCAGUUGUCUUCAUUGAAGAUUGUCGUCCUCGGCAGCAAGCAAGUCGGAAAAUCAGCUGUCAUCGUAAGGUUCCUGACAAAAAGAUUCAUCGGAGAAUACCGGUCUAACUCUGACUGGCUGUACAAGCAAUCGGUUGCCUGCGAUGACGUCAAGACCAACAUCGAGAUUCUGGACAUCUCAAGAUGGGCCGACGAUGUGCUGCCUCCGACGGACCAGAUGCGGUGGGCCGAGGCAUUCGUGGUCAUCUACAGCAUCUGCAACCGCACCAGCUUCCAGCAAGCCGUCGACUACAUCGAGGCCGUCCGUCGCUUACACACCCCGUCCUACGUGCCGGUCCUCCUUCUCGGAAACAAGCUGGACCUCGAACACUGCCGUCAGGUGUCGGUGGACGACGCCCAAGACCUGUGCGCGCGCUAUGGUUGCCAGUUCUACGAGGUCUCCGCCGCCGACGGCUGCGCCGGAGUCGAACAGGCCUUCCACAACUUCCUGCGGGAGGCACGGACACUCUACUUCCACAGGAGCCUGCCACGGACGCGCAAGUUGAGCAUCGUCGCGGUGUCCAAGGUGUUCGGUGCCAUGUUCGGCGGUAGGGGCAAGAUGGCCUCCCCGCCACCUCAGGACCAACAGAAGAAGAAGCGACCGUCGCUCUCGCUGUGAACGUGUACGUCGAGACCGCCGUAAACUACGGGACUCAACGACUGCAAUGCGGUCGCACCGGACUGACGGGGAAAGGGAUCCGCGGGAAAGUGGUCGGGACUCCCACAUACUGUCGCUGUACGGUGCAACGUCGUGUUUCUCCCGAACAUGUAUUCCUUCCAUUGCAUGCACGUAAACAUGGGCUCCUCAGUACAUUUGUGCCACUCUGCCCUUUCGGUUAGGGAACAAGAAGACAUGGGCGAGAGGCGAGAUUCAAGGGACGACUAGAGCCACUAAAUACGUUACAGUUAGAGUAGUGACCACUUCAUUCCCCAACUGUCCUGUGGGCGCAACCAUUUUAGUCCUUAGUGCAGAGCCGACGCGAUUGGUGACCGUUAUGAUUCAAAAGUGUAACUUCCUGACCUUUAGAUACAUCGUCGGAAAGCUCAGCGGACAGUUUUAGCAUUUUUGGAGGAUGAUAAAGCGCUUCCUGCAAUUUCAGGUAUAGCUUCAGGCAACCGACAACAAUGAUUUUAGGCACCAAGAUGGCUGUAGUGUUGCUCUCUGAGGGAAAUUUUAUUUAGGGUAUGACAGCAUGCUGUAGCACAUACAUUGCCUCGUUGACAUACAGUUAACAUACGGCGAAGUGACUCGGCCCUAGGCAACCCUAUGUGUCAGCACUGCAACAGACUGUGAUAUGUCAUGAACAAGAGUUCCAGCCAGCAUCAUGAGCCGCCAAGAAGGAAAUAUAUGUAUGUAAAUAACCAGCACGACAUUGUUAUCAUAGAUGUAUGUGACUCUACAGUGAGAGUGCAAGUGAUUGUUAGAGUGGAGAUGCUAUGUUUCACAUUUUUUCAUGUCAUCACACAUCAUGUGCAUAGAGAGGUGUAGUACUCUCGGUUAGUUCUGUUGGUCAGCAUAGAAGUCAUCACUGUUUGGUUCGUACCAGGAACAAAUGAAGUCAACUAUUUUUUUGCCUGCGCCCAUCAACAAACCUUAAGUGAAUCUCGAGACACCUAUAAACUAGUCUUUGAUAGGCACUGGCAAACAUGGAUAACAACUAGUCAUACUAAAAACCUUGGUACAAAUGUCCACACUAGGAUCAAGCCCGGCCGUAGACUAUUUUUGGCACGCGCCAUGAACUAAGGCAACAUGGUUCACAAUAAUUGUGAACGGUACUGUACUUUUCUGCAAAGUUGCACCAGUGCUGCACAACAAUAAAAGUGUUGACCUGAAGACUGUCUUGCUCGAGUUUCAUUUACAGAGAGAGAGAAAAAAAAGACAAAGAAUUUAGAUAGUCCUUAAGUAAUGAUAAUUCUCCAUUAAAUAGGCAAAAGGAAGUGUAAUAUCAAAUUGCAACUACAUAGAAAAGGAUUGUCCUUGCAGUAAGGCCCCCGUCUACAACAACCCCCCCCCCCUUUUUUUUUUUUUUACUUUAGGAAUUAUUUAUGCAUCCUUAAUCGCUCAUUUUCCACCCAAAUGUAGCGAUAGCGGUCCGAACAAAAUGCCAAAGUUUAAGAACUAACCAUUCUUAUUCAAAAGUUUUUUUAAACGAUUUUUUCGCAAAUUUUAAUGGGAAAAUGGGGUCCGUUUUUUCCCGUUUUCGGUCACUGCUGCCAUUCAGCUCCAUGUACUCGGGAGCGCUGUUUGGCCGCCGUUUCCCCGUCGGAAAUUUCCGAAAAAAUCAUUUAUAACUUUUGUAUAAGUCUCUUAAUUAGCGAAGAUUCAUGGGAAGUUUACUCCAAAACAACACGUUUAAAACAAGCAAAAGAAAAAAAAAAA